AUGGCAUCAGCACCAGUAGUAGGAGGAGGAGGUCGAGGAGGAGGGGAGCCUCCUCUUAUCUACGAAGCUUCUGCUGGAAGCACGCAUCUGCAAAGCACGGGCAGGCUGCCAGAGGAAGUAGCGCAGUGUUUAGGGAAUGCACGGUUUCUCCACCUCGCAACAUGCACAGCCCUGCACCCCCACGUCUCCCUCAUGAACUACACGUACCUGCCCGCAGGCAGCUCGCCCUACACGUCCUCGCCCACCAUCAUCAUGACGACGAACCCGGCGUCGAAAAAAAGCACGAAUCUAGUGCGGAACCCGCAUGUGUCGCUGCUGGUGCACGAUUGGGUUAGUCAUCGGCCGCCUACGACGUCCCGAGGCGGGACGGGUACUUCACCGGAUCGCGGUGUGGGGACGGGACGCGGGGAGAGGGGGGCGAGUUCCCUGGCGGCGUUGCUGGCGGGGUUGAAUACGAGCGAGCUGAGUAGUAUUAGUGUUACGAUUUAUGGGGAGGCGAGGUUGGUGGAUGAGGGGACGGAGGAGGAGGGGUUUUAUAGACAGAGGCAUUUGGAGAAUAAUACGUUUGGAGAUGGUGAGGGGAGGUGGGAGAGGGAGAGGGAGAGAGAGAGGGAUAGGGAUAGGGAUAGGGAUGUAGAGGGGUGUGAUGGGGGGCGGGAGAGCUUUAUCGAGGGGGAGGGCGUGAGGGUCGUGGCGGUUGGAAUUACGGAUGGGAGGGUAUCGGAUUGGAAGGGUGCGGUUAGGGACUGGACGUUGAUCGGGGGUGGAGAUGGAGGAGGGGAGGGGAACCAUGUAGGUGCGGAGGGACUGGUUAAUGGUGUUCAGGGGAGCUGA
Messenger RNA from Lachnellula hyalina, 834 nucleotides. Its product is annotated as Pyridoxamine 5'-phosphate oxidase-like protein. Gene Ontology annotation, cellular component: nucleus; cytoplasm. The record is from RefSeq and is a predicted model, not a curated record. Lineage: Eukaryota; Fungi; Ascomycota; Leotiomycetes; Helotiales; Lachnaceae. The coding region runs from base 1 to 834 and encodes 277 amino acids. The transcript is spliced from 2 exons.